Molecule: messenger RNA, 2807 nt
Organism: Cololabis saira (Pacific saury)
Lineage: Eukaryota; Metazoa; Chordata; Actinopteri; Beloniformes; Belonidae
Product: probable G-protein coupled receptor 21
Exons: 1
Coding region: 851-2083 (410 amino acids)
Biological process (GO): G protein-coupled receptor signaling pathway
Cellular component (GO): membrane
Molecular function (GO): G protein-coupled receptor activity
Source: RefSeq, a predicted model, not a curated record
GAGGCAGCAAAGGAGGACAAAUGAACAUAGAGGGUUUUCCGAUCACUGGAAUGACUGAGCUACCUGAUUUUGUCUCCAAACAAAGUUCUCGCUCUUCAGAAAAGAAAUCAUGGCUGAGUAUUUUUUCUCUGUGUGUGUGAGGGCAGAUUUUUGACAUAAGUCACUGCCUUCAUCCUCUCAUCUGACUAUUCUGCUGCGAUCUUGCUGCAACGGACCAGACACAGACACAGAAGUGUAGAAGGACAAAAGGAUAAAGAGAGGAUAAAGCAAUGAAACGCAGAAGAUGAAAGCAUGUUAAAGGAGAAAAUGAAAAAUAGAUUUUUUUUGCUUAAUUCCUAAAAAUUAAUGGAUGCAGCUCAUUAAACCAUAAUCCAUUUUUCACUGGAAGCUGGGUUUUGACUCUGGACUAUCGACUGUUAAAAACCAUCGGGUUUUGCAGUUGCAGCAGAUGUUGAGCACAUCCAAGACUUUAUAGGGAGUGGAAGCACUUCAGGCAUAACUUGGACCUGAAUUCCUUCAAAUUUAAUUCUCUGUCCAGUUUUUUUUUCCCCUUUUAUGCCUUACGUUGGGAACUUUGUCUGCCUAGAGGAAAACAUAGAGGAGGAAUAUUAUUUUCAUUUUGUAUACCGAUCAGUUUUUACCUUAUUGGUAUUGUAAUUGUGCCACUGUGGACCUACAGUGUGGACAAUACCGAGGACCUCCCUCACUUUUAUCUGCCCUUUCCAUCCUUCCUGCAUUUGAAAUGGAGCAUGGAGAUCUUUGGACAAAAACCAGAGAACAAUUCAGCUAUUGAGUUUUCUGGAUUCAUCGACCUCUGAAGGGCUCCUCAAACAUAUUCCUGCAAAAGAUCAUGAAUACUUCCCUGGAUUCACUCAACCAGAGCUCCUCUAACUUGUCAACCUCGUCUGCUCCCUUCUGCUUACUUGAGAUAGGCUAUACCCAGGUUUUCAAUACCUGUCUCCUAGAAGUGUCUGUCAUACUUCUCCUCACUGUUCUUAUUAUUUGUGGUAACCUAGUGGUUAUUUUUGUGUUUCACUGUGCCCCUCUGCUUAGCCAGCACACCACCAGCGCUUUCAUCCAAACCAUGGCAUAUGCAGAUCUGCUGGUGGGUGUCAGCUGCAUUUUCCCUUCUUUGUCCCUACUCCAUCACCUGCAGGGACUUGACCCCAAACUCACCUGCCAGGUGUUUGGGUACAUGGUGUCAGUUUUGAAGUCAGUUUCUAUGGCAUCUUUAGCAUGCGUGAGUGUGGACCGAUACAUUGCCAUAACACGGCCUCUGACUUACGCAUCUCUGGUAACACCUUGCCGAGUGCGCUGCUGUAUUGUUCUAAUAUGGGUUUACUCUGCGCUGGUGUUCCUCCCAUCUUUUCUGGGGUGGGGGAAACCUGGGUAUCAUGGCGACGUUGUGGAGUGGUGUGCACUUGAGUGGAAGACCAGUCCGUUUUUCACAACGUUUAUUGUGGCACUGCUCUACGCCCCAGCUGCUUUCACAGUCUGCUUCACCUACGCCCACAUCUUUAAGAUUUGCAGACAGCACACCCGGGAGAUCAGUGAACGGCACGCACGUUACCGACCCCAGCAGCUGCAGGGCCCAGGAAUCACCGCAGGGUCUGUUGGCAAGGACACCAGCACGGUAGAGCGAGGGCAUUUGCCGUACAUGUCCCAACCUCCAAAGCCCCAGCACCACGAACAACAUCAUUCUACAUCAACAUACCCGGACAAGAGAUAUGCUAUGGUAUUGUUUCGCAUCACCAGUGUGUUUUAUAUACUCUGGUUGCCCUACAUCCUGUACUUCCUGUUUGAGAGUGGAGGGAUAUAUCGCCACCCUGCAGCUUCAUUUCUUACCACAUGGUUGGCGAUCAGCAACAGCUUUUGUAACUGUCUCAUUUACAGCCUCUCAAACUCUGCUUUCAGAAAGGGCCUUAAACGCCUCUGCUCCUUCUGUUUAAAGCGCAGUGGCAGUGGCCUCGGGGUUAAGAACUCAAAAAAAGCUUUCGUCGGCUCUAUUGAAAAGGGUUGUGCGGGACCGGGAUACGGUUGUGGACACGAGGACAUGAGUGUCGGUGCAACGUGUCAUGUGUAGUGCAAACACGAAGGAAGUUCUUAUACAAAAAUUUGCAUCCGGACUGAAAUGCCUCAAACGACAUUUGUCAAAUGUCACUAGAAUGUAUUAUAAAGAGAUGGGAGAUGCAUUGAUCUGUCACUGCCGUUUCUGUCGUGUUUGGAGGCUGAGCAGGCCCUUUCUGCACAAACCACAGCGGGCAAAGGCAGCAAAGAAAAAUCAAAGGCAAAGCAAUGAAAAUGAUCACAGCCUUAAUGGUGUUUUGGUAUUGUUUUUUAAAUCUUUGUCAUGGUAACAUGGUAAACAGUAUAUUUUGUGUGUUCUCACCUCUUUAUUGCUGAAUGCUGAAAAUGAUGAAUCGGUGUAUGUGUUUUGUUAACCGAUUCAUUAAUUGAGCCGAGUAAAGAUAAAGAUGGAUGUGGACCAAAGUGAUUAGAAUUUGUCUGCAUCAAACAAUCGCUGCGUGAACUUUGAAUUGAAGAUUAUUUAUCGUUGUUGUUAAAAAUGGCUCUAAGUUAUGGAUUUGCACACUGUACUUGCUGUACAUACUAUGACCCAGCUCUUGUGUACAGCUAAUAGACAAAAAAAAAACGUUCCUGAAGAUUUUGCUUUUGAAGUGAUGUUUUGAACCAUUGUCAGACUGAUUGCACCUUUAUUUUGAUUGUGUAGCUUAACUUAUUUACUGAUGCAUAUUCAGGACAAAAAAACACUGAGAAAUAAAUGUUUUUCCCAUUUGUUUUUAUCA